Gossypium raimondii (Peruvian cotton) is the source of this 792-nucleotide messenger RNA. RefSeq names its product dirigent protein 19. NCBI's taxonomy places the organism in Eukaryota, Viridiplantae, Streptophyta, Magnoliopsida, Malvales, Malvaceae. The record is from RefSeq and is a predicted model, not a curated record. The transcript has a single exon. The coding region runs from base 62 to 655 and encodes 197 amino acids.
UAUAGGAAUUCAAUACCAAAUCCCUCUAUAAUUUAGCACAUCCUGUGCCAAAGUGCAGAAGAUGGCUAGGAUUCUUCUUCUCUUAGCUUCCAAAUUCAUCUUCUUAUCCAUUUUAUCCUCCUCGGGCGUCAUCCGAUGCACCCGAGGCGAAAACAAUGACGAUCAUGGCUUCAUCCAGAGCCUCGACCGAGAGUCGAUGGGCUUAAAGAAAGAAAAGCUAAGUCACUUUCGCAUCUACUGGCACGACAUCGUUAGCGGCCACAAUGCUACGUCGAUACAAGUGGUUCGACCUUCUAACGCAUCGGCAACAGGGUUCGGAAUAAUCAACAUGAUCGACAAUCCAUUAACCUUAGGGCCGAACCUGAGCUCGAAACUAGUGGGAAGAGCACAAGGGUUCUACGCACUCUCGUCACAAGAAGAAGUGGGAUUGUUGAUGUCAAUGAACUUUGCUUUCACGGAAGGGAAAUACAAUGGUAGCACGAUCACGGUGUUGGGGAGAAACCCAGUUUUCAACAAAGUGAGGGAAAUGCCGGUGAUCGGAGGAAGCGGACUUUUCCGGUUCGCCCGAGGCUAUGUUCAAGCAAGAACUAAUACAUUUAACUUGACAAGCGGAGAUGCCAUCAUUGAAUACACUUGUUAUGUGAUGCAUUAUUGAAUAUUUGACCCAUUUGCUUUGCAUUAUUAUGAAGUUAAACUUCCUUUAAUCAUAUUGUACUGCCCCACAUUCAACUAUCUUCUAAGUGGGUAUGUUGGUUACACUAUAAUAAGUAAAACUUUUUAAUUGGUGGAUUA